CUGGGCAGGAGAUUCCGGAAGAUACGUAGAGCACAUUUGCUGCCGUCCACGACCGGGAUUCCGUGCUCGCGUCACUCUUGCAGGAGCAGCGGCGUCUUUUCUCCGUCCGCUUUCUAGCAGGCUGCGAUUUUCUUUCGGCACUGAGAGGAAGCGUUCGCGGCACCAACGCAGCGGACGGUCUCUCGUGUCUUUUUCAUGACAAAGUGGAUCGACUGCUUUGCGGCGCAACCUCAGGGAAGAACAGGGCUGGUUCGUUUUGGUUGCCCUAUUUGCUGACUUGCUCUUCGGACCUAGGAACCGCAUCACUCUCUAGGCUUGCCGAGAGUCUUUUCGGCGAACCUUGCACAUGUACUGCACAGCGGAACGCGUUCCUUUUCCGCCGUGUCCUGUUCGUUUCCCCUUUCUAACACAGUGUCGUCGGUGUCACGGCAGUUGCGACACUUCGGCUUUCCCAUGCUGUCUCCAACUCGGUGAAGCACGUCUGUUUUCUCGUUCGUUUCUGGUAGCCUUUAAAGUUGACCAGCAUCGGGCGGCCGACCGUGUAGCUGCGGACAGCCGUCCACGCCUUUUGUGCUCGUGUUCUCCGUCGUUUCUUCUGUCCUACAACUCCGCAGAAAUGCACGUCCUUCUCGUAUCACCUGAUCCUUCGUUUUGGUGAACAGAAGCUCUUUUCCGUGCCGCGUGCAAUCUGCGUUGCCUUGUUUGUCUUGUGGCGUUGCCGUUCCCGCCCGGAACACCCCGACGUUUUGUCGAGUUUUCCUCCUCAAACUGGGGCUCUCCCACGGAAUUUUCUCUGCAUACACGUCUAUUCGAUUCACUGCAUCUCAAAAGAAGCACUGUUUUUUUCAGCCAAUGCAUCGUCGGCGACCACCACGGCAGUUCUGAGAGGGGUUCGUACUCCUGACACAACUGCCCGUUACCUCGAGCAGUUUGUUCGCCUCAGUAGCGACGUUUUUCGUUUUCAUUCGGUUGGGUCCUUCUUUGCAUUUUUACUGGUCUUCUCGAAUUUCGCUCCGCCUCUCUUCGCCAUAGUUUCAUCUGUUUCAUACCGUUCAUUCCGCGUCCCCUGGCGGUGUUGCCACACGCGUCCCGGCGGGCCGGACUUUGUCGUAUUGAGGACAUCCCCUGCUUCGUCGCGGUGCGUUGCCGUGUGCGUGUUCUCUGUUGAUCGUUUUCUGUUCCGGCCAUCUGCCAGCUUUUUGGUGCCUCGAGUAUUCGUUUUUUUCGUUGCAUUUUUGGUGCGCGCCCGUUGGGUCGGAGAAAUUACUGUAAAUCCCGUUCCUGGGGUCUCGUCCUUAACCAUCAAGAGUGAAGACACAUCAUCACUCGUAGUAGGAGACUGCGUACCAGAAUCUUCCGCCGAGGCAUUUGCGUGUGCUUCAGUCCUGCCCGCCGGUAGCUGAACUCGGUGCAGAAUUUUUUGCGCUCUCGAAACAGCAGACAACAUGACGGCAUCUUCUGCAGAUGGGGCGUCUGCCCCGGGAGGCGGCGACCCGGGAGAGGAGGAGGUCCGCUGCGCCGUUGGAACCAAGAUCUACGUCCCUGACGCCGCUGAUGUUUGGAGAACAGCGGAAGUGGUGAAGAUCCAAGAGGAUGGCAGUCUCACCGCCAGAGUCGAUGCAGACAAUGAACUGGUGCAGCUCAAAAAAAACGAUAUAUGGUAUCUGUGCAAUACCGAUGUGUGGAACACCACCGGACUGAGUGCGCCGACAGAUUUGACGAUGCUGACGCAUUUGCAUGAGGCGGCCGUCCUCGACUCUCUCAACCUCCGCUUCGAUAUCGACGAGAUCUACACUUUCACGGGUCCCAUUCUGAUUGCGGUCAAUCCUUUUAAACAGAUCACAGGUCUCUACGACAUGAAGCAAUUGGUUCGGUACAUCGCGAGUUCGGAGCUGCCGAUGCCCGGAGUGCCUUCUUCCUCGUCCGGCUCUUCUUCCAACGCACCCGUCGCGCUGCCGAUAUCUCGACAGCCUCACGUCUUCGCCUCGAGCAGCGCCGCGUACCAGGGCAUGUGCAACGAGAAGCAGAGUCAGACGAUUCUGAUUUCUGGGGAGAGCGGAGCAGGCAAGACAGAAAGCACGAAAUUCGUGAUGAAGUUCCUCGCCUGUGCCGGCAGCGAAGACUUGGAGCGCCGGUCGCAAGUCGAGGCGCAAGUCCUCGAGAGCAAUCCUCUCCUGGAAGCAUUCGGAAACGCCCGGACGCUGCGAAACGACAACAGCAGUCGCUUCGGGAAGUUCAUUGAACUCCAGUUCCAAACAAGCAAAGCCAAGCGGAUGUCUGGAAACCGCGGCAGGCUCUGUGGAGCUCGAAUUCAAACGUAUUUGCUGGAGAAGGUCCGCGUCUGCGACCAGCAAGAGGGAGAGAGGAACUAUCACAUCUUCUACCAACUUUGUGCAGCUGCAGAAGCUGCAGCUCAGACGGGAGGCAUCUAUUACUUCCCUUCCCCGAAAUUCCGAAAAGCCGCAGAUGCAAAGGCACAAGAGAUGGAUAUGUCUCUCUUCGAGCCGCGCGACAAAUUCAAGUAUUUGACCAAGAGCAGCUGCCACCAGCUGCAGGGCGUGGACGACUGCGAGGAGUUCGAGAGCACGCUCUUCGCGAUGCAGACGGUUGGCAUCUCCCCGGAGGAGCAAAUGAGCAUUCUCUCGGUCGUGGGCGCCGUUCUUUGUCUGGGAAAUGUUUCUUUCGAGACUCCGAAGGCCAAUAGCGAAGGAUCGCAGGUCGCAGCGAGCUGCACUGAGUACGUCUGCAAGGCCUGCCGCCUUCUGGGCGUCCAGAGGGAGGCUCUGCAAGAGGCGAUGUGCUACCGAACAAUCAAGACCGCACACGAGAGCUACCGGAAGCCGUUGAAGACAGACGAAGCAUGGGAGAUGAAGGACGCGCUGUGUCGGGCGCUGUACGGUUGUCUGUUUCUGCAAGUUGUCGCGAAGACGAACGCGUCUAUAGGUUACCUGAAGGAGGUGCAGAGUGCAGACGAUUUGCUUCUGUUUUGCGGAGUGCUGGACAUUUUCGGCUUCGAAUGUUUCCAGUUCAACUCGUUCGAGCAGCUGUGCAUCAACUUCACCAACGAGCGUCUGCAGAAUUUCUUCAAUACGUUCGUCUUCAAGUGCGAGGAAGAGCUCUACCGCGCCGAAGGCAUCCAGUGGAACCCUCUGGACUUCCCGGACAACGCAGACUGCGUCGCGCUGCUGCAGGAAAAGCCGCUCGGUCUGUUCUCCAUGCUCGACGAAGAGUGCAUGGUCCCCGCAGGCAAAGACCGAGGAUUCAACAACAAAGUCUGCCAGAAACACGGCGGUCACAAACGUUUCGGCGUGAUCAAAACGAAACCUAAUUGCUUCGUGGUGCACCACUUUGCCGGCAGCGUAGAGUACUGCUCCGACGGAUUUCUGGAGAAGAACAAGGACCAGCUGUCCGUGGAUCUGCAGGAGGCAGUGAAGGCUUCGACGAUCCCGUUCGUCUCCAACUUGUUUUCUGCGUUCCUGAACCGCGGCACAGCGGAAGACGGAUCGGGGAAGAAGCGAAAGUUCGUGACGGUGUCGAGCGAGUUUCGCGAGCAACUCGGCGCGCUGAUGGAGACCGUCGACAAGACGGCACCGCACUUCAUUCGCUGCAUCAAACCCAAUCCGCAGAACCUCCCAGACCUCUUCGACCGCGCGACAGUGAACGAGCAGCUCCGAUAUGGAGGCGUCCUGCAAGCGGUGCAGGUCAGCCGUGCAGGGUACCCUGUGCGCCUCUCGCACCGCGACUGCUUCUUCGACUAUAGGGCGCUCGCAGACGGAGCGCUUGCUGCGCAGCUGUCGCAGGGCACAGAGACGCCCGAGGCCUGGCGCGGCCGCGCUGAGGCUCUGCUCCGCCACCUGGACGAGAAGCUGAAGCUCGACCGCCGGAAAAAAGAGACAGACUCCCCGGACCGAACCUGGGCCGUCGGGAAGACCCUCUGCUUCUUCAAAAACGAAGCGUACGAGAUUCUUUCGGCGAACUUGAUGAGCGUGAGGGUGGCUGCGGCGACGGCGAUUGAGGCGAGGUACAAGUGCUUUGUGCAGAGGCGAUUCUUCCUGAUGUAUCGGCAGACUGUCGUUUUUCUGCAGUCUCACAUUCGCAUGUUUCUUUGCAAGUUGGAGGCCCAGAGACUGCGAGAGUCACGCGCUGCGCGGCGCGUGGAGAACUUCAUGCGAGGCGCCGUUGCGCGUCUGCGGUACCUGCGGACUCUGGAGAACAUCCGGCGAAUUCAGGCGGCCUGGCGAGGCAAGCAGACAAGGUCGCAGCUUCGCGAUCGAAAGCUCGAGGAAGCCGCCAGUAAAAUCCAGGCGUUCUGGAAGAUGCACAAGCAACGCAUGUUCUACACGAAUUUGAAGAAAGCCUCGACUAUUGCUCAACUCAAGUGGAAGAGAAUUCUGGCUCGGCGCAUGCUGCGGCGACUGCGAGAGGAGGCUCGCGAGGUCUCAGGCCUUCUGAAGAAGGCGCAAGAUCUGCAGCGCGACUUGUGCGAAGAGAAGAACAAGAGAAGCGACGCGGAAAGCCAUGUUCUUCAGUUGCAGGCGAAAAACGAAGAUCUCCUCAAAGAAAUCCAGAAACUCCAGAGGGAACUCGAACGCGCGAAAGAAGAUGUCGCUUCUCUACAAGCAUCUAACGACGACUUUGCUUCACAAGUAAAGCAGCUGAAGGAGAGUUUGACGGUGGGCUCUUCGACGCCAACGACGCCUCAGAUGACAUUCGGGACCCACAAGAGAAGGGUGUCGAACAACGCAGAUGUCCCCCAUUCUCAAGAGAAGGACAAGUUUCCGACAGACGAGGAGUUGAAGGCUUUGCGGACAGAGUUGGAGAGACGCGACGCGGAGGCUCAACAGCAGCAGGCAGAGCACGAGGCUCUCAUCGCGGAGCUCCGAGCGGCGUUGAAGGACGCUGAGAGUGCAUGUGAAUACGAGCGAACGCAACGCAAAGAAGCUGAGGCGCGGUACCGACUGGUCCUCGAAGACUCGAGCGCAAGCAGUACUCACGUCCGCGCGUCGUCUGCCUCAAAGGCUGCGGUCGCGGACUCUGCGCCCACAGCUCUGUUGAGAGAGAAGUGUAUGGAGAGCGACAUGGCGACAGGGCGACCUGGAGACUCGCUCGCGUCUUCGGUCGCGUCCGCUGCUCCUCUCUCGCCUCCGGUCGCGCUGGAGCCUGAACUUUGGGAGUCGGUGCUGCACGACCAGCGGUGGAUCGACUUGCUUCUGCUGGGUCCUGCCGGCGUGGGCAAGACAGGUUUGCUGGAGCAAUUUCUUGUGAAGUUGGGAGACGAAGUUCAUCUGGAGCAGCUCCGAGUGAGCCGAAAGAUGGAGGACCAAGCGCCCUUCAGCAAGCUGCCGCAACACUACGAACUCGUCUACUCUCCCGACAGCCAGGAAGGCCGUGAACGAGAAGAAGCUCGAGUGAACGUACUCGACUUUCCAGGCCUCUCGCGUACCAAGCAGAAUCCCGCGCUGAGGGUCAAGCAGGCCUUCGUCGUCGCGGUCGUCUUCGAUCCCACCAGACCUGAAACUUGUGCAGAGGCGCUGCAAAUCUUGACCAACGUCGUGCUGCCUGCUCGGCCCAAAGUCUCUGCACAAGACCCGUUGGGCGCCUGCAUCAGCGGCAGAGUUUACCUCGUUGAAAACGGGUGGCGCGCAGCCGCCAAAGAAGCUGCUGUGCAAGUCGACACUGCAGCUGUCAGAGACAAAGCUGCGGGUCUCCGCUGUCACUACCGCGAAUUGGUGCAUCUGGAGUCUCUGGUCGACGAAAUUGUGCCUCUGAUGUCGAGCUGGAGAGAUCUGCUUCAGCAGCAGAGACUUGCCAUGCUGCAGCACCACGCGCGGCUGCAGCCGGGUGGGCCUUCUCCGCAUGCGUCUCCGUUCUCCCUGCCUCGCUCGCAGACAGGUCGCGGAGCUUCGCUCUUCGCCACUGCGUCGCAGUCUGGAGCUCUAGGCGCCUCCGCUGUCGGAGGACAGGAGAACGGAGUUGAGAAGUCGUCGUCGGGCGUCUCUGCUCACAGACAGGGAGGCUUGUCUGCGAACUUCUUCGACAGCAUUCGCUCUUUCCUCUCACAGUCGUCGAUGCGACCUGCGGGGAACGUUCUGGCUUCUGGAAAGCAGGCCGCGGACCUGAAGCUGCUCAGACCGAGCAUGAAGCCUGGGGGCACCGCGAUGAUGAAGAAACUGAAGACGCGAAGUCUCGACCAACACUCGGUCGUCCCUGUGCAGGAACUGCAGGACUCGGACUCUGCGAUCACCUGCGUGGUGUUUGGCAAGGAGAAAGAAAACCGGGACUACAUUCUUCUCGCGGCUGCGAGCAAAGACGGCAGCGUAGUGAUCUACCGGUGUUACCGUCUAGAAGCUGAAAGACAAAUGUUCGACCAGGAGCAAGUUUCUCUAGUCACUCCUGCGGCUUCGCGGACCACUGACAGCAAGGAGCACAUCGGGCCUUCUGUCUCCGUGCACUCGCGACUCGUGGGGCACAGCCGCGCCGUCACCUGUCUCUUCUUCUCGCUCUUGGAAGACCAGCUGAUUACAACUUCAAUCGACAAGUCUGUGCGAUUUUGGCAUGUCGAUACGGGGGACAUGCUGAAAGUCUUCACAGACUCUUCUCCUGCGCUGGCUGCCGCCUUCCUCCCGUUCAACCCCACAGCCUUUGUCGCGUCGAACUCAAACUCCAUUCUUCGGCUGGUCUGCGCCACCAGUGGACGCGUGAUUCAGAAGCUGAAAGUGGAGAGCGAAGUGAGGGCGCUCAAGUUCGACGACACAGGGCUCUUCUGUUUUGCUGGAACGAAGGCAGGAGCAGUCCACGUUCUGGAGGCCAGCGACACAGUCAACAUUCGAUUUAAAUUCAAGACUUCUUUGGGGAAGGGCGCUGUGACGUGCAUCACCUUUGUGCCGAGCACAGGACCUGGACAGUAUCCGCGCCUCCUCAUCAACUGCUGCGACUCCAGCGUCGCCGUCGUCGAGUGUAUCUACGGCCCGCCUCCGGGCGUCCUCACCAACUUGCUCGUUCGCCACCGUGUGAGAAUCGCCCACAGUCUGCUUCCUCUAAGAUGCUGGUUCUCAAACUUUGGAGGAGGGUGGCUUAUCACCGGUAGUGAGGACAAGGACGUGUACUGUUUCUCUCUUCAACAAGGCGCGAACUUCAAGGCAAUCUCGCUCAAACAUCACCAGGCUCCUAUUCUCGCCGUGGCGACGAACUUGCAAGACACUUUGUUGGUCUCCGCGGACUCGAUGGGGAAGCUGGUUCUUUGGAGGAGCCUGGAUUUCUCUGCCGCUGGCGGCGGCGCCGGGGGGGCGCGAGGUCGAGCUGUCUGAGGCUGCCGGCGCUGUAAAAAACUGUUGAAGCUUCCGGGACAAUCUCAAAAACUUCUGGGACGCGGUUCUGAAUAGACUGUUUUUCGCAGAGAAGCGAGGAAAGCUGGGGGGUCACAGACGGCGUCAACGAGCUGUCGACUCGUCUCAGCUCUUUGUGUGCCUGUCGGAAGUGCAUCGCAUGCAGUUUUGGUGCGCGCUUCUGUUUGGACUCGAGACAGGGAAAGGGGAUAUCUGAAAGAAGCAAAAGUGGAAAAAAGGCGCGAGUAGCUCAGUGUCCAGGAAGCGAGACAAAAGGAGGCAGAAGAUGCACAAAAGAAGGCGAGGGAAGGACUUUUUGCGAUGAGGAAAGAAGACACUCUAUCCCGCUGUCUGCGCGAAGUCGUGUCCAGAAAAAUGUGGAUGUGUGGACAAGAAGUCGCUGCGGAUGCGCGGCAAAUUUGUUAGUUCUUGCAUGGUGUGGCGUCGCAGUUUCUUGUGGGGACGCCUGCAUCGUUUCCUCUUUUUUUCAUCAAGGCAAGGCAGGCAGAGAGAAGGUCGGGGGAAUGGAGAGGGGCAUGUCUCGUGCCGCGGUCAUCGCAGUUUCACUGAGACUCGAAACUCUGGUCCCGCCUGUUUGCUAUAUGUCCAGUGAAAACGCC
Toxoplasma gondii ME49 is the source of this 7945-nucleotide messenger RNA. RefSeq names its product myosin F. The record is from RefSeq and is a predicted model, not a curated record. Lineage: Eukaryota; Apicomplexa; Conoidasida; Eucoccidiorida; Sarcocystidae. The transcript has 19 exons. Gene Ontology annotation, molecular function: microfilament motor activity; actin filament binding; ATP binding. Gene Ontology annotation, biological process: vesicle transport along actin filament; actin filament organization. Gene Ontology annotation, cellular component: myosin complex; cytoplasm; actin cytoskeleton. Bases 1446 to 7307 code for a protein of 1953 amino acids.